Messenger RNA from Saccostrea cuccullata (small rock oyster), 3360 nucleotides. RefSeq lists its product as uncharacterized. Gene Ontology annotation, molecular function: protein binding. The record is from RefSeq and is a predicted model, not a curated record. Lineage: Eukaryota; Metazoa; Mollusca; Bivalvia; Ostreida; Ostreidae. The coding region runs from base 1 to 3360 and encodes 1119 amino acids. The transcript has a single exon.
AUGCUUCAGAAGGUGAGAGAGCAGCCUUAUGUGACGUUUGUUGGUGUCCCGGGAUCUGGUAAAUCCGCCACAGCUCAGCACAUUGCUCUGAUACUGCAGAAGGAAGGAUACGAAGUGGUACCUGUGUCGGAUUUCAGAGAUCUCACUGAGUAUUGCGAUCCUCAAAAUCCUCAGGUUUUUGUUAUCAAUGAUGUGAUAGGUGUAUUAGGUGUACAAAAAGCAAAACUAGAAUCCUUUCUAGAGUAUGAGCAAAAACUUAUAAAACCGUCUUUUGAGAAAACAAAGGUUCUUUUGACAUGCAGAGAAACUCUUUUUAACCAGUUAAACAAAUCUUUCUUCACUAAUGAACAAAAUGUAAUUAAGCUUCACAGCUUGGAGAAUGAAUUGAGUGAGGAUGACCAAAGAAGUAUUCUUGAGAAACAUGGGUUAGAUAGAAACCUAUUGUCUUCUGCAUUGCUAACAGAAGCAUCGAGAAUGUUUCCUCUCUUGUGUAAAUUAUAUUCAAAUGAUCAAAAAUUCAGAAUCAACGGUGAGCGCUUUUUUAUUAGUCCCAUCCGAUGCAUUAUCGAGGACUUCGACAAGAUGCAACAAAUAAACGGUUUGUUUUAUGCAACGUUAGUGUUGUGCAUGUUACAUAACAACAUAUUGUCUGAAGAUAUUCUAAAGGAUGGAGAAAAUAAAUGUCUUCAGAAAAUGAAGUAUGCAGUGUUGGAAAGCUGCGAAGUUGAAUGUAGCACAGAUACAUUUAAGUUUGUAAAAGCAUUGUCAGCGAUGGAGGGGACAUACACAAAACGUAUUGGUACUACAUUCAUGUUUGUUCAUGAUUCCAUGUUUGAAAUAACUGCAUAUCAUUUUGGUAGACAGUUCCCGGAACUAAUUUUACAAUACAUGAAAAGUAGUUACCUUGCAAAUUAUGUGAAGCUUGAGGAAUAUAACUUUGAAAAUGAAAAUACUUUCCAUUCAAAAAGCAUUAACGUCAUUUAUGCACAAACUGGGAGUGGAAAAAACAGUUUGGAAGUAACGGAUGUUAGCUGCGAUGACAAAAAUGAAGUCGGAGAUGUUACAAAUUUGUUUAUUAAACUAUCUAAAAACCUGUAUUUAAUGUUUGCAGAAAGGUUGUACAGAGAUAUCGAAAAUAUGGAAUUGUAUGAUGUUUUUAUGAAUAAUGCAUUGAAAGACAAUCAGUUUUGUAAAGAUUUUAUUGCUGUUUUGGGGAAAAGAACGUACGCAGAAUUAAAAGAUGUAUUUCUUUCUAAACAAGAAAACGUAUCUAAAAUACUGGGAAACGAAAAACGUUAUCAUGAAAAUAAUGAGAAAUGGAACAAAAGAAUUGAGACACGUCAAGAAAAGCUUUUGGUAGAUACGCGAGGAGGACCAUUUUUUGUGCCAUCAACAUGCAAUGUGAGAGUGAUCAGCUGGGUAAUAUACUAUGGACAUCACCAAAUACUGAGAUACAUUUUAGAACAAACUGAACUUCACAGAGAAACACAGUCUGUGCUGUUCAAAGGUUUUUCUGUCGGUCAUGGGGGUUUUAGUGGAACGACAGAACAGGAAGCAAAUAUAGCAGAACAAACCCGCUUACUUGUUCUAAGUUGCUAUAGUGGUGAUAUUGAGUCUGUUAGAAUUUUACUCAAACAUGUUGAUUUAAACUCUUCUAUAAAUAGGACACCACAGCACAACAAUAAUUCAGGAUAUAUAUUUCCAAUGGAUACGCCACUGACUGCGGCAUGUUUAUUUGGUCUUAUCUCUGUAGUGAAAGAAUUGCUUGCGAUAGGGGCUGGUGUAGAUAUACCAGGUCAUAUUCAUACACCUCUGACAGCAGCGUGUCUUGGUGGGCAUUUGAGUGUUGUAAAAGAGCUAUGCAAAAGAGGUGCAAACGUCAAUUUACAUGGGAACCGGGGACAUCAAUUGCAGGUACAUAUCGGAAAUGGUGUUUAUAUUCUUGCGGACUUAGUGUUCCUCAAUUAUGAUAAGAAUUUGAACGAUUCUCAGUGUGUAUCACCUGAAGAAGCUUUUUUUUCCGACAAAGAUCCUCCUAUAACACCACUGAUAUCUGCAUGUCAAAAAGGUCAUUUGAUUGUGGUUAAAGAACUACUUGAAUGGGGGGCUGAUAUCCAUCCAAAAUUUGUAUUCAAAACUCCAUUAACUGUUGCUUGUGAAUAUGAACAUUUAAAUAUUGUGAAAGAACUGUUGAAGUUUGGAACAAAUGUGAACUUCAAUCCUUGGUAUACAAAUAUUAGGUCACCAUUUCAAUAUAGGACACCUUUAAUGGCUGCUUGUGAAAAAGGAAAUUUAGAAAUUGUUAGAGAACUAUUGAAUGCAAAUUCAAAUGUUAAUACAAUGUUUGCAGGAAAAACACCAUUGACUAUUGCAUGUUGGAAAGGAUCUGUUGGUGUUGUACGAGAAUUGCUCAGGAAAAGAGCUAAUGUCAAUGUACAUGGUAGAAGUAGCACUCCACUCAUAGCUUCCUGUACAAAAGGUCAUGUUGUUCUUGUAAGAGAACUUCUAAAUCAAGGAGCUGAAGUCAAUCAGGAAAUUGCUGAUGAAACGCCUUUGAUGGUUGCAUGUAGAAAUGACAGUACAAAUAUUUUAAAUCUGCUUCUUAAAAGUGGCGCUAACACCAACUUCCAGAAUAAGAGAGGCGAAACACCACUUCAUGUUGCAUUGAAAAACGAAAAACCAUGCCCACUUGUUUUAAAAAUGCUUCUUGAAAAUGGUGCUGAUUGUAUUCUUUGUAGGAAAGACGGACUAUCGCCAUUGUACAUUGCUUUGAUAGAAAAAAAUAUAAACCUUAUACGCCUGCAUGAGCGGCCAGAAAAGAAGAUAAAACAGAAAAUAAAUCUGCAUUUGUUUCAUAUCCUUGUAGAAAUUCGGCGUGUGGGCGUUAUCACAGAUAGUAAGGAUGAUGUAGUUCUUAAAAGGAAUAAAUUUUGGUGUUUAAAAGAGGACUGGCACUUUAACAUUAUCAAAUAUGCUGGUUGUGUUGAAUUUAAACAACUUCUUAAAUUUGGGCUAGAUUCGAAUCAAGACAUUUUAAUUUGGAGUAAAUUUGGUGAUAUAGACCUGAAACCUCUACUUUUUAAAGUAAUUGACGGCAGUAGGUUCCGAAAUAGUGCGAGUCGAAGCGAUGUCGUGAAUAUUCUUCUAAAAGCAGGCGCUGAUGUAAAUUUGAGAGCGAAGUACAAAGAAUAUACCUUUAUUGUAGACAAAAUUGGUGUAUCCGCCUUAGAAAGAACGAGACGAUUGAUUUGUCAAUGGAAAAACACCAACCUGGCGUUUGGUAUGGAGUUCAUACAACUAGGGGAUUUACAUUGCAUAAAGAAAGACAUAAAAAAACGUGUUAGAAGAUACUCUGUUUAA